AUGUCUGCUAACUUGUACAGAUCUCCGUCGCAAGCUGCUGUCUACAAGUCGCCAUCGAUGAGCGCCUUCGGUGCUCCGUUUGGCAGUAUGUCUGUCGCUGACCUUGGUUCGCUCACUCGUCUUGAGGAUAAGAUCCGACUUCUCCAGGAAGACCUCGAAUCUGAACGCGAACUUAGAAACCGAAUUGAACGUGAACGUGCCGAUCUUAGCGUGCAACUCAUAGCCCUCACUGAUCGUCUCGAAGAUGCUGAAGGAACGACCGAUAGCCAGAUUGAAUCGAAUCGUAAACGCGAAGGAGAGCUGAUUAAAUUACGUAAGCUCCUCGAAGAAUCACAACUUGAAUCCGAGGAUGCGAUGAACGUGUUGCGUAAGAAACACCAGGAUGCCUGCCUUGACUAUCAGGAUCAAGUUGAACAACUACAGAAGAAAAACGCGAAGAUUGAUCGUGAACGCCAGCGUCUACAGCACGAAGUUAUUGAGUUGACUGCCACCAUCGACCAGGUCCAGAAGGACAAGCAUGCUGCUGAGAAAGCUGCUGAACGAUUCGAAGCUCAGACUGUCGAGUUGUCCAAUAAAGUUGAAGAUCUUAAUAGACAUGUGAACGAUCUCGCUCAGCAGCGUCAACGCCUUCAAGCUGAAAACAACGACCUUCUAAAGGAGGUCCAUGAUCAGAAAGUGCAACUUGACAACCUACAGCACGUGAAAUACACUCUUGCACAACAACUCGAGGAAGCGAGGCGCCGUUUGGAGGAUGCUGAAAGAGAGCGCUCACAGCUUCAGUCACAGCUACACCAGGUACAACUGGAGCUCGACUCUGUACGUACGGCACUUGAUGAGGAGUCUGCGGCUCGUUCAGAUGCUGAACACAAGCUGAACCUGGCGAACACUGAAAUCACCCAGUGGAAGAGUAAGUUCGACGCUGAGGUCGCCCUCCAUCAUGAAGAAGUAGAAGAUCUCCGUAAGAAAAUGCUGCAGAAGCAGGCCGAAUACGAAGAGCAGAUCGAGAUUAUGCUGCAGAAAAUUAGUCAGCUGGAGAAGGCAAAGAGUCGUCUGCAAUCUGAAGUCGAGGUGCUGAUCGUUGACCUUGAGAAAGCGCAGAACACUAUCGCGAUUCUCGAAAGAGCAAAAGAACAACUCGAGAAGCAAUGCGCAGAACUUAAGGUUCGCAUCGAUGAACUGAACGUGGAGCUGGAAGCUGCGCAGCGUGAACUUCGUGCUGCCAAUGCCGAAUUGCAAAAGAUGAAGCAUCUGUACGAGAAGGCAGUCGAGCAGAAGGAAGCCCUCGCUAGAGAAAACAAGAAGCUUCAUGAUGAACUUCAUGAGGCCAAGGAAGCUCUAGCCGAUGCGAACCGAAAACUGCACGAGUUGGAUCUGGAGAAUGCUCGUCUUGCUGGCGAAAUUCGUGAACUGCAAACGGCUCUUAAGGAAGCUGAUGCUCAACGUCGCGAUGCUGAAAAUCGUGCGCAGCGUGCUCUUGCUGAACUUCAGGCUUUGCGCGUUGAAAUGGAACGUAGACUACAAGAGAAGGAAGAAGAAAUGGAAGCCCUACGCAAGAAUAUGCAGUUCGAGAUCGACCGCUUAACAGCAGCUCUGGCCGAUGCCGAGGCUCGCAUGAAAGCGGAAAUUUCUCGACUGAAGAAAAAGUAUCAAGCUGAGAUCGCUGAGCUCGAAAUGACCGUCGACAACCUGAAUCGUGCCAACAUCGAAGCACAGAAAACAAUCAAGAAGCAAUCGGAACAACUCAAAGUACUACAGGCCAGUUUGGAGGACACCCAACGACAACUCCAACAAGUACUCGAUCAAUAUGCUCUGGCUCAACGAAAGGUCGCUGCCCUAUCGGCCGAACUUGAAGAGGCGAAGACUGCCCUCGACAACGCUAUCCGUGCUCGCAAGCAGGCCGAAAUCGACCUUGAAGAGGCAAAUGGACGAGUCGCUGACCUCACAGCAAUCAACAAUAAUCUCACAUCGAUUAAGAAUAAACUUGAAACCGAGCUAUCGACCGCACAGGCCGAUCUCGAUGAGGUUACCAAAGAAUUGCACGCCGCCGACGAACGCGCCAACCGUGCACUUGCCGAUGCUGCUCGUGCCGUUGAACAAUUACACGAGGAACAAGAACAUUCCAUGAAGAUUGACGCUCUUCGCAAGUCCCUCGAGGAACAGGUUAAACAACUCCAAGUCCAAAUCCAGGAAGCUGAAGCUGCCGCAUUACUCGGAGGAAAACGUGUCAUCGCCAAGCUAGAAACUCGCAUCCGAGAUCUCGAGACUGCUCUUGACGAAGAAACUCGCAGGCACAAAGAGACCCAGAAUGCUCUUCGCAAAAAAGAUCGCCGUAUAAAGGAAGUCCAGCAGUUGGUGGACGAGGAACACAAGAACUUCGUCAUGGCUCAAGAUACUGCCGAUCGUUUGCAAGAGAAGUUGAACAUUCAAAAGAGACAACUCGCCGAAGCCGAAUCGGUGACUAUGGCAAACCUGCAGAGAGUGAGACGAUACCAGCACGAGCUUGAAGACGCUGAGGGUCGCGCUGAUCAGGCCGAGUCCAGCCUACACCUCAUUCGUGCUAAACACCGUUCAUCUGUUGUUACUGGAAAAGCUGGAGCAAGCAAAGUAUACGUGAUGGAGGAUGACUAUUAA
Angiostrongylus costaricensis is the source of this 2631-nucleotide messenger RNA. The record is from the annotation of a GenBank genome assembly. NCBI's taxonomy places the organism in Eukaryota, Metazoa, Nematoda, Chromadorea, Rhabditida, Metastrongylidae.